GGAGGGUGCUCGAUGGGGGAGGGCCCUGAUAUGCGGAAGCGGCAGACUGAAUUCUUGUUGUCACACUAAUGUGACUUUUUAACAAGAAGACUUACACUCUGAGCUCACGGAACGAUCUCAUCCUCCGACAAUGUCCGACUCGAUUAAGAAUGUCGCCGUUUUUGGAGCGACGGGAAUGACCGGCCAGGCCACCGUUACCCUCGCGGCGGCUGCAGGUUACAAUGUGACAGUGCUUGUUCGGGACCCCGCCAGGCUACCUGCUGAUCACAAGGCAUCCAGGGUAGUGGUGGGGGACGUUCUCAAUAUGGACGAUGUGAAAAAGACCAUGGAGGGUCAGGAUGCCGUCAUCAUUGUCCUGGGAACCAGGAGCGACCUGAGUCCGACCACCAUGAUGUCUGAUGGUACCAAAAACAUAGUGGAGGCCAUGAAGGCUCGCGGCAUCCGCAAAGUGGUCGGCUGUAUGUCAGCCUUCCUGCUGUGGGAUCGCGCCAAAGUCCCACCCCGUAUGAUUCCCCUCACAGAAGACCAUGACAGGAUGUACAAUGUCCUCAAGUUGUCUGGUCUGGACUACGUGGCCGUUAUGCCGCCUCACAUUGCUGGCGAUCUUCCUCUGACAGAGCAAUACUCAGCGACAGAGAACAUGCUGAAAGGACGGACCAUCUCCAAACACGACCUGGGACACUUCUUCGUCAAAUGUCUGUCCACCAGCGAGUGGGACGGCAAGGCAGUGGGAGUGUGGGGGGAGUACAAAUAGUGCCUCUGUACUAUGUUUUCUUACUUUCCUUUUCCACCAAACACAUGGGAGUGAGUGAUGAUGCAGCUUUUCAAUACAAAAUGCAUAAAAUACAGUUUCUUUUCUAAAAUGUAUAUCAAACCACAUUUACACAGGAGACGUUUUAAAGAGAUGUCAAACAUGGCUUCCGCCACACAUUGAUUCCCACUUGGAAAGAAUGAUUUGUUUUGCGUCUCUGAAAUAAAUUUUGAGCAAUCUG
Messenger RNA from Doryrhamphus excisus (bluestripe pipefish), 992 nucleotides. It is a transcript of the gene blvrb, whose product is annotated as biliverdin reductase B. Lineage: Eukaryota; Metazoa; Chordata; Actinopteri; Syngnathiformes; Syngnathidae. The record is from RefSeq and is a predicted model, not a curated record. Gene Ontology annotation, molecular function: riboflavin reductase (NADPH) activity; biliverdin reductase [NAD(P)H] activity.